This is a messenger RNA of Melitaea cinxia (Glanville fritillary), 1632 nucleotides long. Its product is annotated as lysine-rich arabinogalactan protein 17. The record is from RefSeq and is a predicted model, not a curated record. The coding region runs from base 77 to 499 and encodes 140 amino acids. The transcript has 3 exons. Lineage: Eukaryota; Metazoa; Arthropoda; Insecta; Lepidoptera; Nymphalidae.
UAUCUGUUUCGCAUAUAUCCAACAUUUGAACAUCAUUCUAUUAAAAAGGAGGAAACUGAUUGGAGAUAAUAUAAAAAUGACUUCCACAUCAUUCAACGUUGGCCUCGGUGACGGUUCCCGUCUGUCCAGCAGGGUGCUUCGCCCCCCAGGCGGUGGACACACAGAUAUAUUCGGUGGGGAGCCCGAGCCAACCCGGGGGCGCCGCCCUGGACCCGCCCAGGCACCGAGUCAAAUAGGUCAAGGCGACGAGCCGGCGAAGCCAACAAACGGUGCAGUGACUCCUAACCAAAAUGGUCAAGCCAUUGAACCCCAAGAGGCCCCUGCCCCCGAACCGGUGCAAGCUCCGGCACCGGCUCCAUCGCCCCAAACACCUCCUGAGUCUGUGAAAUCAGCCCCCGAGUCUGUAAGCCCCAAAGCAGUGACGCCCACGGACCCCAAAUGUGAACCCCCUAAACGCGUCCGUGUUCCCCCCGGUGGAUUUUCUUCUGGAUUAUGGUAAAUUUUUUCUAUUGUUAAGUGUCCUUGGGACCAGUAUUUUAUUUUAGGUUGACUGAUUGCACAUAAAUAUGUAUACAGCAUAGAAAAUAACAUUGUACGUUUUUUUAUAUGAUUUUGUCUAAUUGUAAGAAAAUUUUGUUUGACUCAUAACUCAAGAAUGGAGAAUUAUGGAAUGAAAUUACUACAAUUUAAUAAAAUUACAUAUUUAAUUUUGGUAUUUAAAAAUGAGGUUUUAUGUAAAUUUAUUUAAAUGUAAUCAAAUGCGUUUAUGAUGAUGAGAUGUGCAACUCUGAUCCAAGACAUUUGGCAUAACAUCUUUGUACAAAAAUUGUCAAACCUUGCAAAAGUAAUUUGUAUUUGUGAAAUUUCGGUUUUCCUUUAGAAUAAACAAUCAAAAUAUUAUUUAGUAUUUUUCUUUAGAAAUCAUGUUUCUUUGUCUGUAUACACAUAAAUGUCAACGAAUGUUGUGAAACUGGUCCCCGUUCAGCUAGUGUGGUUCGCUUGAGUCAAUGAUGGUACUUGUUUCAACCCCUCGCAAAGGUAUUUUAUUUACUCAAUGUAUUUCUCCAGUAUAUCUGAUUAUUUACGCAUUUUUUUAAAGAAGAAUUUUAUUUUAUUUUAAACGGUAGUCUCAGCUUUGUGUCAAAGGCUCUUCGUUAGCCAAAUAUUUGUAGACUUCUAUCACAAAAUGGUAGGUUAUGUAAGUUCAUGUAAGGCUAUUGGAGAUUUGAUCUUGUUUGGCAAAAUUUUGGCAAAUAUGACAUUGACAUGUUCCUAAUGCCAGUUUUGGCGUGGUACAGAAAGUUUAUAGGAUGUUAUCUGUAUAAAGUGCUAUUAAAUACUCUUUGGACAGAGUGGCCUUAUAAUGUUAGAUCUAGAAGCGAUUAAAUCGAAUGUUGGCAAAAGGAAUAUGUCCGCAUUGAGCUUGAAAAUUAAGUUAAGCAUUUUAAUACUGUGUCGAACUCAGACUGACGUGUGCCUACACUUGUACUUAAAAUGAUUAGUGGCAAUUUCGCCCUUGUGUUUUUUUAAUUAAUAAACGUAAGUUUUUUACGCCUUCGCCGGCAUAUGCGAUUAUGUAUGAUAAUAAUGAUAAUUGUAUUUUUAUAUGAAUUAAAAUGCAAUAAAAUUUUA